AUGAGACACAACUCUGUGGGGUCAUACCUCGAACCAGAGAGCGGAGCCAUUUACCAAGUAGGCAUUGAAUGGUGGAUAGAAGAGAUAAAGCUGACUAUAGAGCCCAGGUGGGUGAGCAUAAGAGGAAGGCCACUGCAGGCAACUCAGAUGGAAGCCCUAAGGCCAUCAGAACUAUCCAAGAAGAUAGUGCGUAAUUUCAUUGGUCUGGCUAACAUAGAUCCGUUACCCCACUUUCCUAACCGAUCAUCCAUGAAUGUUAUGUUGUGGAACUGUCGGGGAGCCAGUAACAACAUACUUCGGAGAAACUUUAGAGAACUCAUUAGAGUACAUCACCCAAUUGUUGUUGCUUUUUUUGAAACAAAAGUCCUUUUCAGCUCAAUGGGUCUCUUCUUCAACCACUUGGGGUUUACUACUUCUACCAUUGUUGAUCCUGUUGGACGUGUAGGAGGCAUAUGGCUGAUUUGGGACCCUACACAAGUCUCAAUUAGUGCCCAUAUUGCCAACUCUCAAGUUAUUCAAGCUACUAUGAAAAGAGAGGACUAUGAGGAGUGGGUGCUAGCUGCAGUCUAUGCUAGUUCUAGUAUUGGUAUGCGUCAAAAUCUCUGGAAUGAUCUUGAAAAUUCUGCAAACUCCAUGGUUGACCCUUGGCUUAUUGUGGGAGGUUUUAAUGAUGUCAUGGGUCAGAAUCAAAGGAGAAGCUUCACACAGAAUAAUCAAAGUAACCGUUGCAAAAGGUUUCUUGAAAACAUUAAUCGUUAUGGGCUUAUGGACCUAGGUUGCACAGGGCCGAAAUUUACUUGGUCUAACAAUAGGCAAGGAUUGGCUAAUACUAUGGAAAGGUUGGAUCGAGCCCUUUGUAAUGCGGAAUGGAGGACCACCUUCCCUGAAGGAGCAGUCAGAAAUCUUCCUCGUACAUAUUCGGAUCACUCACAUCUUAUGAUCUACACAGAAGGAGGUUUUUGGUAA
Camellia sinensis is the source of this 966-nucleotide messenger RNA. NCBI's taxonomy places the organism in Eukaryota, Viridiplantae, Streptophyta, Magnoliopsida, Ericales, Theaceae. The record is from RefSeq and is a predicted model, not a curated record.